GAGAGAGAGAGAGAGAGGAAGGAAGGAAGGAAGCAAGCAAGCGGGGAGUUGCCGCCUACCCUCGCCUGCCGCGCCCAACCCAGCCAGCCGAGACUCCGCUGCUUUCCCUAUGGCCGCGAGCGGGAGCUGAGCGGCUGAGCCCACACCCACCCACCAUAGCUUUUUUAAAACAAAAAACCGAGGAGCGCGAAGAGAAAGAAAGAAAAACCGAGAGGAGGAGGAGGAAACAACCUCCCACACAUAACAAAACCUGCCCGCCCGAGCGACUCCCUCAGGGGACCCCUUGCCCGCCCGCCCGCCUCCUCUAGAUUCGACGUUCCUGUUGGUGGUGCAGCCGCCGCCCUCCCUCUUCUCUCUCUCUCUCCCCCCCCUCCUCCUCGGUGCGUCUCUUCGUGAGGAAACGGAGCGGCUGCCAAGCGCAGCGCGGGACGGACGGCGGCGGCGACGAGGCGGCAGCAGCAGCAGUAGGAGCUUCCUCCUCCUCCUCCCCCUCCCGGUUUAUUUCUCUUUCUGUGUCCCCCCCUCCUCCAUUCCUCCCCCCGGUUUCCUCCUCUUCCUCUUCCUCCUCCUCUCUGCUUCCUCCCUCGACGCUGCCUCCUGCCCCGCUGGCUGGCCUGACGGACUGAAUUGACUGGGAGGAGGAGGAAGGAGGAGGAGAACCGGCGCCUCUCGGCGGGGGUCUUGCGAGGGGGUCGCCCGCCCGGCGGGGAGGGAGAAAGGAGGAGAGGAGGGCGUAUUGGCUGGGGGCGGCGGCGGAGGCCGUGGAUGAGCAACGACCGUCGAGGAAGUAGUUGCAUAUUGGGCUGUAGAAGUUGACUUUCCAUUAUACUGAGAUCAAAAAUUUUUGAGCAUCUGAGAGGUGUUAUAGAAGCACACCUUUAGUACGGGAAGAUGAGUGAACUUGACCAGUUACGCCAGGAGGCGGAGCAACUGAAAAACCAAAUCAGAGAUGCUAGGAAAGCAUGUGCUGAUGCUACGUUGGCCCAGAUCACAGCCAACAUUGAUCCAGUGGGUCGUAUUCAGAUGCGCACUAGAAGAACACUGCGGGGACACUUGGCUAAAAUUUAUGCAAUGCACUGGGGCACUGAUUCCAGGCUUCUCGUUAGUGCAUCACAGGAUGGCAAGCUUAUCAUUUGGGACAGCUACACCACAAACAAGGUCCAUGCUAUUCCCCUGCGUUCAUCCUGGGUAAUGACUUGCGCAUAUGCUCCAUCUGGAAACUAUGUGGCCUGCGGUGGUCUUGAUAACAUUUGUUCCAUUUACAACCUGAAAACACGUGAAGGCAAUGUACGUGUAAGCCGUGAACUGGCUGGCCAUACAGGUUACUUGUCAUGUUGCCGUUUUGUGGAUGAUAAUCAAAUUGUUACCAGCUCUGGAGAUACCACUUGCGCCCUUUGGGACAUAGAAACAGGCCAGCAAACAACCACAUUUACUGGUCAUACCGGAGAUGUCAUGAGCCUGUCCCUCGCUCCUGAUUCCAAAUGUUUUGUUUCUGGUGCCUGUGAUGCCUCUGCAAAGCUGUGGGAUGUCCGAGAAGGGAUGUGCCGGCAAACCUUCACUGGGCAUGAAUCAGACAUCAAUGCCAUCUGUUUCUUCCCAAAUGGCAAUGCAUUUGCCACGGGCUCUGAUGAUGCUACAUGCCGGCUCUUUGAUCUCCGUGCUGACCAAGAGCUGAUGGUUUAUUCCCACGACAACAUAAUUUGUGGCAUCACCUCUGUAGCUUUCUCCAAGAGCGGCCGUCUCCUCCUAGCUGGCUAUGAUGACUUCAACUGCAAUGUGUGGGACACACUCAAAGCUGACAGAGCAGGCGUCCUAGCUGGCCAUGAUAACCGUGUCAGUUGCUUAGGUGUAACUGAUGAUGGCAUGGCGGUGGCAACAGGAUCGUGGGAUAGCUUCCUCAAGAUCUGGAACUAAAGUCUGUAGAAUAGCAGUGGACUCCACGCUGACUGGAAGACUUUUCCAACGGUUGAAAAUUUAAAAUAAUGUAUCCAAUCCAACCAUACUAACUUGGACACCCCCCUUUGCCUCCCCCCUCCCAUCUUACCCAGCCACCAAAGGGCAAGAUCUUUCACGUCUCCUACUGCUGAAAUGAAGAGCACAAUUAUCUCUAAAAGAAGAAUUUCUGUGGUUAUAUACAAAAUAGAAAAAGAAGUAAAAUUGUGCAUUCCUUUUGGGACCACCUUUCGUCUAGAAAACUAAAGGAAACAAACACACUUUGUUUAAGCAUGUCCAGACAAAAAAAGAGAAAAAAAAUCAUUGUGAAGCAGACAACUUUUAACAUUCACUGUAGUUUAAAGAUUGCAAACCAUUGAUUUGGUUUUACUGACUUUAUGAGUUGGGGGUGGGAGGGCCUUGUUUUAUCUCACUUUCAAACUUUGAAGUCGUGUUUGUAGCAGGGUUGAUAUCUACUUUUUGUUCAUAUUUCCAUUUCCUUUUUUUUCUCCCUCCUUUCGUGCAAUUUGAUUUUAUGGUCAAUUGUUGAGCCAAGCCAAGACAAGGGAGUCCAAACCCAGAUACAUCUGGGAUUGUUAAUGCUGUAAAUUUAGUCCCUGAAGUCUUUUUAUUAUUAUUAUUAUUUCUGUCUUAGUGUCACAAAUUGUUGCACAAAUACUGCAUAUAUAGGAUAAUGUUAAGAUAACCAAGCACACGCUGUACAUGGUAUUGAAUGUUUUUUUUAAAAAUCACCUUUUAUGGGUAACAAAAUGCAAACUCUAGUUUUUUCCACCCCACCUCACAUGUUAUUACUCUCUUAUUUUGGCAUAGUAUGGAUUUCUUAUGCCCACUUGGAGGGUGCUUCAUAGCCUAACACUACCCCAUAAUCUCAAUAAACAAACAAGAUUCUGUGGAUUUGGGCUUUUUCUGGGGGGUGGGAGGUGUUGAAAAGAUAAACCUGUUCAGCGCUUGGCUAUUCCAUCAAUUCUUUGUGUAUGAAACAAUGUACAAAUUAAUGUUUUUGGAAAUAAUGAUCUUAAAAAAAAACUUUCUAAGUUAAACAAGAACAAUGGAAAGAGAGAAAAUUUGUUUUGGUUUGCCAUAUUGGGUUGGAUUACUCUUUAGAAUCGCAUGCUGUAGAAAUGCUCAAGUGCAUAUGAGACUAAUGUGUCCUUAUGUGUUUUCUUUCAAGAAAUAACCUGUUUUUUGUUUUGUUUUUUAAUUUGGAAACAAAAAGCUGUAACCAUUGCUGAUCUCCUCAUUUAUUGUUGCUACUCUGUGCAUUAAAACAAAAGGAUGGAAAGUACUGAGCUAUGCACAUUCUGGAGUAGUGUGAUAGAUAAAUCACUAUUCUUAAUUUGAAAGGAAAAGGAAAAAAAAACCCCAACCACUUACUUUAAACAAUCACUGUAGAUUUGAUUCUAGGGUGGGGAAGGGAGAGGAAUAACAUGCUUUUAAAUUCCUAACAGCCUGUUGACUUUAGUCAAAGGAGCCCUUUUUAUCAGGUUAGAUUUUCCUUUCCCCUAACAAGCAACCAUUCCUGGCUUUGUGUUUUGAAAAUGAAAGAAAAAUACAAAAAAAAAAAAAACCCUAAACAGCGCUUUGGGCAGCAAAUUACUCUGUCUAACGUUGUUCCUCUCUUUUUCACUGUACUGGAAUUCUCCCCCCACCCCUUUGCUACAGCAAUGGCUAUUAUCCAUUUUGGGGUGUGUCUCUUCCUCUCCCCACCCUCCCUCUGGCAACACUCUGUACAAAAUGUGCUGUAAUUGUGCGUUUUUAGGCCUGGAUUUGGCAUUUCAAAAAACAAGAAAAAAUGAAGAAAAAAACCCCUCUUCUUCCCCUGCGCCCUCCCCCCUUUAUGGAACUAUUCUCAGUAGAGCUUUCUCCACACCCUUUUAUCCUUCACCUUUUGUAUUUAAUUUUAAAGUCAGUGUACUUCAAGAAAGCUGGAUGCAAGAUAGAUACUAUAUUAAAAUGUACUGUUAUUUAAGAUGUAAUAAAGCAGUUUGACAUGA
Molecule: messenger RNA, 3947 nt
Organism: Podarcis muralis (Common wall lizard)
Lineage: Eukaryota; Metazoa; Chordata; Lepidosauria; Squamata; Lacertidae
Gene: GNB1
Product: G protein subunit beta 1
Biological process (GO): signal transduction
Molecular function (GO): protein binding
Source: RefSeq, a predicted model, not a curated record